AUGAGCAUAUCAUUGGUAAUAUUAUUUGCCUUCUGCAUCAGCGUUGGUUCAUCGUUGAAGCCGACGGUGUUCCCAAGUAAGUCAUUUAAUGUAACCAAAGACGUAAAUGUACUUCAUAAUGCAAUGAAAGGCAUCGGCACCGAUGAAGGGGCCAUUAUUAACAUCCUGACGAAGCGCUCAAUGAAUCAGCGACUCAGAAUCGCUGAAAUUUACUCGUAUCAACGUGCUAAGUCCUUAGACUUCGUGAGUCAAUUGAAGGAUGAACUUUCCGGCGACUUUAAAAAACUUGUUGUGGCACUUAUGACUCCACCACUCGUAUACUACGCCGAAGAGAUGCACGACGCUAUGGACGGCCUGGGCACCGACGAGGACGCUAUUGUCGAGAUUCUCUGUACUUUGAACAACAACGAGAUCAAAGAGAUGACUACUUUUUAUGAGAACCUAUACAGCAGGAGCCUAAAGAGUGACAUACAGGAUGACACAUCUAGCGACUUUCAAGAGUUGCUUCUCUCACUCCUCAUGGCUAACAGAGAGAUAGAAAAUAAAGUCGAAAAUGACGCGGCUGUAUCUGACGCUUGGAGUUUUUCUGGAUAUUACGAGGAACAGUGGAUACCUAAAGAAAUUAUAUUUAAAAACAUCAUCUGUUAUCGCAGUUAUCCACAGCUUAGACAAACCUUCAUCGAGUUUUUCAAUCUUUGCAAUUAUGAUAUUGAAAAACGAAUCCAAGAGAUGGGAUUUUCUAGAGAUUUCGAGAAGGGACUUCUUCAAAUUGUGAAACGUGCCAAGUCGAAAAGUGGCUUCUUCGCCGAUCGCCUCUACAACAACAUGAACGACCCCCGAACUCUGACCCGCAUCAUAGUUUCCCGAAGUGAAAUCGAUCUUGGAGAUAUUAAACAGGAAUUUAAGAAACGCUAUGGAAAGGAACUUGAAACUUUGAUACAUGAAAACACAUCUGGUGACUAUAGAGACUGUCUUCUCGCCCUUGUGUCAACAUAA
This is a messenger RNA of Copidosoma floridanum, 996 nucleotides long. RefSeq names its product annexin B9. Gene Ontology annotation, biological process: endosome transport via multivesicular body sorting pathway. NCBI's taxonomy places the organism in Eukaryota, Metazoa, Arthropoda, Insecta, Hymenoptera, Encyrtidae. Gene Ontology annotation, molecular function: phosphatidylserine binding; calcium-dependent phospholipid binding; calcium ion binding. The record is from RefSeq and is a predicted model, not a curated record. Gene Ontology annotation, cellular component: cytoplasm; nucleus; plasma membrane.